AUGACUUCCAAAUUACAAGAAUAUAAAGCCUCGAUAGAGCGCAGCUUAAAUGACAAAAGCAAUCCGUGGGCAAAAUACUUUGAAAUAGCUGAACAAAAGACCGGUGUGAACAGGGUAUAUAUAUUUAUUGGCUUGGUCGCGUUCACCGGUUUAUAUUUAGUGUUUGGAUUCGGCGCGGAGUUGAUAUGCAAUUCUAUAGGAUUCGUUUACCCAGCGUACAUGUCAAUGAAGGCGUUAGAGUCGCCAAUGAAAGACGAUGAUACUAAGUGGCUGACGUACUGGGUGGUAUACGCAUGUUUCUCAAUCGUCGAGUACUUUUCCGAUUUUAUUGUUGGAUGGUUCCCACUAUACUGGCUGAUCAAGUGUAUCUUCGUAAUCUGGUGCUACUUGCCAACGGACUACAACGGCUCCUUGAUCAUCUACCAUCGUAUCAUUCGUCCGUACUACCAGAAACAUCACGGCCGUAUCGAUGAUAUUGCCAACUCAGAAAAAGAUAUUUUGGGAGAAUUGGUUAAAAACGCCAACAAGCAUAUGGAUAAAACAAUGAAAGCGUUCAAUCAGAGAUUAUCUGAACUACACAAAGAU
Molecule: messenger RNA, 585 nt
Organism: Brenthis ino (lesser marbled fritillary)
Lineage: Eukaryota; Metazoa; Arthropoda; Insecta; Lepidoptera; Nymphalidae
Source: the annotation of a GenBank genome assembly